AUGUUAGGAGAGGUUCGAUCUGCUUCAUUACAAAUCCUUGUACGCGUAAAUGCAUGGAGUAUGAUUUGUCCGUGUCCCGUUGGUGCCGAGCGAAGUAAUAGAUACAUUGCAGCGUCAGGUGUUGUUCUCUUUCCGUCAAUUGAGUUGAACGGGCCCGUUGCAUAUUCAUCUGGAUCGGAGACGGAAACGAAAGUUCGAUUGUGUCACGUCGCCGCCGGUGUGACCGGAAGCGAGUCACGGAAAAAAAAUUCAGACGGAGACCACACCGCUUCCCUUCUUGUACCUGUGCCACUCAAUUAUGACUCGACUGCACAUCCCGCCCCUCUUCUCUUCAUUAUUCACCGCAUCCCGCUUUCGGCCUUUGGACGUGGCGACGUUCGAUCUCCUCAAUCAAGUUUUAAAAGAAACGCGAUCGUCGCGCGUUCUCUGGCUCUGAAACCAGACGUUCAUCUCAAUCAAUCGCACGCUAUUGCUAGGUCGUCUACUCUUCCCGGCGCCGCAGCUCACUAG
Molecule: messenger RNA, 510 nt
Organism: Fomitiporia mediterranea MF3/22
Lineage: Eukaryota; Fungi; Basidiomycota; Agaricomycetes; Hymenochaetales; Hymenochaetaceae
Exons: 2
Coding region: 1-510 (169 amino acids)
Source: RefSeq, a predicted model, not a curated record